Molecule: messenger RNA, 1470 nt
Organism: Zygosaccharomyces rouxii
Lineage: Eukaryota; Fungi; Ascomycota; Saccharomycetes; Saccharomycetales; Saccharomycetaceae
Gene: TIM50
Product: protein translocase subunit TIM50
Exons: 1
Coding region: 1-1470 (489 amino acids)
Molecular function (GO): phosphoprotein phosphatase activity
Source: RefSeq, a predicted model, not a curated record
AUGUUGGCCCUUAGACGUUCGACCACAUUAUUGGGUCGAGUCGCUACCAAUGCAACAUUGGUGAGACCAAUGCCAAGACGCUUAAAUUUUGGUACUUUUAGUUCUGUAAUGCAAAAGAAACAACAGGAUGGUAAGGAUGAAAAGCCGCAAUCAAUUCUAAGCGAGGAUCUACUGGCAAAGGCUGGAUUUGAUCUUGAUGAUCCUAGUAACCAGCAUCAGCAGAAAUCCCAAGAAGGUGACAGUGAGGCUGGUAAGGGUGCCGCUGGCGCUAGUGAGAGUGGUCGUGGUGAUGAUAAGAAGAAGCGUAGAAAAAGACAGUCAUCCACUGAUAUUAAACGUGAAAGGUAUGCAAAUUGGUUCUACAUCUUCACGUUUGCAUCUUUGGCAGGUGUAGGUCUGUAUAUGACAAGAGAUUGGGAAGAAGGAGAUUCCAAAGAAGUGAGACAGGGAGUUGAUAAUGGCUAUACAGCACAAUUGAUGUAUCAAAGAUUUAUGACACGUAUCCACAAUAUGUUUAGCUAUUUCCAAGAACCACCUUUCCCCGACCUCUUGCCACCACCACCACCACCACCAUACCAAAGACCAUUGACCUUGGUUAUUACAUUGGAAGAUUUCUUGGUUCACAGUGAAUGGUCUAAAAAGUAUGGUUGGAGAACCGCUAAGCGUCCUGGCUGUGACUAUUUCCUUGGUUACCUUUCUCAAUACUAUGAAAUUGUUCUCUUUUCCUCCAAUUACAUGAUGUACUCUGACAGAAUUUGUGAAAAAUUGGAUCCAAUCCAUGCGUUCAUCUCUUACAACCUUUUCAAAGAGCAUUGUGUUUAUAAGGAUGGUAUUCACAUCAAGGAUAUUUCAAAGAUGAAUAGAGAUGUAGGUAAAGUUGUCAUGAUUGAUACUGACCCUAAUUGCUACAAAUCACAACCUGAAAAUGCUAUACCUGCCAAACCAUGGGAUGGUACACCGGAUGAUGGUCUGUUGCAAUUGAUCCCCUUCUUGGAAUAUUUGGCUACUCAACAAGUUAAUGACGUUAGACCAAUCUUGUCCAGUUUCCAAGAUAAGUCAAAGAUUCCAACCGAGUUUACCCAACGUGUGGAAAAAUUGAAGGCCAAAUUUUUUGCAGAUCACCGUGCCAAGACUCAAGAUAAUUGGGCUCUUACGCUGCUAGGUGUUGCACCUUCUGCAUCAAGUGUUAAAUUCCCAUUAGAUAUGAUCCGUGAAGAAGGUGAAAAGAACUACAUCCGUUUCAUGCAGUUGAUCGAAGAAGAGAAAGAAAAAAUCCGUAUACAACAAGAACAACUUGGUGGUCAAACUUUCACUUUGAAAGAUUACGUAGAAGGUAACAUACCAUCCCCAGAAGAACAGGUGAAGAUGCAAUUAGAGAAACAGCAAGAAGUGGAACAACUUUAUGAACAACGUAAGAAAGAAAAAGCUGAACAAAAGAGACAACAACAGCUACAACAACAACAAAACUAA